UUUGUGGAGUGACGUCACCUCGCGUCAUCGCCCGUCUCCUUUCACGUGUGUCUGAAUGAAGUCUUCUUUAAUGUCUUUUGCAGUCUUACCUUUAAACAGUCGUUUGUGCCCGGAUAACGAUGUCUGUAAUAAGAAUUAUUCUGAAAACGGUGGUGGUUGUCGGGUUUCUGGUGUUGACAGUUCAGUUUAUAAGAUACUGGAUGGCAAAUAAACAAUAUGUCUUUACAAAAGAAGAUGUUGCCAAGUUAGCCAGACAAUAUGCAGGCCAGGACCACGAGCAAGCCUUCUCUAAGGUGGUGGUGGAGCUGAGGAAGAGGUAUCCGGGUCACAUCCUGCCCGAAGAGGACCUGCAGUGGGUGUUUGUGAAUGCGGGCGGCUGGAUGGGCUCCAUGUGUCUGCUGCACGCCUCUCUCACAGAGUAUGUGCUGCUGUUCGGGACGGCCGUGGACACGGGUGGACAUUCAGGCCGUUACUGGGCAGAGAUAUCAGACACCAUCAUUUCUGGAACGUUCAGGCAAUGGAAAGAAGGCAGCACUAAAAGCGAGACUUACUAUCCAGGAGACUCUAUCGUGCAUGCGGUGGGAGAGGCCACGUCAGUGCAGUGGAGCGCCGGGACGUGGAUGGUGGAGUACGGCCGAGGAUUCAUUCCCUCCACGCUGGGCUUCGCUCUGGCCGACACCGUCUUCAGCACCCAGGACUUUCUAACACUGUUUUAUACUGUACGUGUUUAUGUGAAGAGUAUGAUCCUGGAGGCUAGCACUUUCCUCACUGACACCGGCGUCCUCUGAAACACACACGUCCCUGUGUUAUUCUGAUAGCUGACCACAACAUCAGCUGUUCGUUUGCUAAUGGAGAACCCACGACUUGUUGAAAUGGAUGUAUAUGAUAACACUUAAAGGGAUACUCCAACCCAAAAUGAAAAUUUUGUCAUUAAUCACUUACCCUCAUGUCGUUCCAAACCCGUAAAAGCUUCGUUCGUGUCCUGAACACAAUU
This is a messenger RNA of Cyprinus carpio (common carp), 994 nucleotides long. RefSeq names its product sigma non-opioid intracellular receptor 1-like. The record is from RefSeq and is a predicted model, not a curated record. Gene Ontology annotation, cellular component: endoplasmic reticulum. NCBI's taxonomy places the organism in Eukaryota, Metazoa, Chordata, Actinopteri, Cypriniformes, Cyprinidae.